AUGAGCAAUGAUUAUAAUUACAUGUUUAAGUACAUAGUUGUAGGCGAUACAAAUGUUGGAAAAUCGUGUUUAUUGUUGCAAUUUACAGAAAACAAAUUUUGUGAUCAUACUGAGAGUACAGUGGGAGUGGAGUUCGGCUAUAAAACCAUAAAGAUAAAUGAUUAAUAGAUAAAGCUGCAGAUUUGGGAUACAGCAGGACAAGAUUCAUUCAAAUCGAUCACAAGAUCAUAUUACAGAGGGGCCAUUGGAGGAUUACUUGUAUUUGAUUUCAGUAGAAGAUCAACGUUUGAAGACAUUAAAAAGUGGUUAAAAGAAAUAAAGACAUUUUCUUGUGAUAAGAUUGAAUUAGUACUUGUUGGCAACAAAUCAGAUAUUCCUAAAAAGGAUGUGACAAUUGAGGAAGUCGAAGAAUAUGCAUAAUAAGAGAAGUUAGAUUUUUAUGAAACUUCAGCCAAAACAGGGAAGAAUGUAGAUGUUGUCUUCGAGAGUGUAGCUAAUAAAAUUUUAAGAAAAAUCGAAACAAAAUAAAUUAAUUUAGAUGAUUAGAUGUUAGGAAUUAAGGUUAAUUUCAAUGGAAAAAUGAGAAAAAAAAGUAAAUCUCAAAGUAAUCAAUCUCCAUAUUACAAUAUAACACUAAAUGGCAAAUAAAGUGAUUAAGAGAAAAAUGAAAAGAAAAGUUGUUGUUGA
Messenger RNA from Paramecium tetraurelia, 687 nucleotides. RefSeq lists its product as uncharacterized. NCBI's taxonomy places the organism in Eukaryota, Ciliophora, Oligohymenophorea, Peniculida, Parameciidae. Gene Ontology annotation, molecular function: GTP binding; GTPase activity. The record is from RefSeq and is a predicted model, not a curated record. Gene Ontology annotation, cellular component: Golgi apparatus. The transcript has 4 exons.